Messenger RNA from Xenopus laevis (African clawed frog), 1548 nucleotides. RefSeq names its product cytokine receptor-like factor 2 (gene crlf2.S). Bases 42 to 917 code for a protein of 291 amino acids. The transcript has 6 exons. The record is from RefSeq and is a predicted model, not a curated record. Lineage: Eukaryota; Metazoa; Chordata; Amphibia; Anura; Pipidae.
UUUGCUUUCAUCUGCAUUAAAACACAUGCUUGGUGUCGGCAAUGAUGUUCUUCAUAUGUAUAGUAACAGUCAUUCAGUUUCCCUUUGGGCAGCUUGCCGUCCUUUAUCCUCCAGAGAAUGUGACUUUUGAAUGGAAAGAUCAGACACUUUAUAUUUCUACAAGUUAUCCAAAAUUAAAUAAUACAAAUCAGUUACUCAGUCAUCUUUGCUUUCAACUUCAAAUGCAGAUCAAAAGCAGCACUGCGAUCAACUGGGAGGAGCCAAUACUGCUAUCAGACUGUGAGGAGUCAACAUUAUUUUAUUGUUCCAUUCAAAACCCAAGCGUUGACCCUGAAAAAUGCUACCUAAUAAGAGUCAGAUUGGAAGUUUUAUACAUGUGUUUCCAUGGGCAUGAUCGGCAAAGUGACUGGGGACAACUGAUAUUCUCAAAGAAUGGUACUAUGUUAGACUCCUGCCAUGUGGAACAUCUAUCAAACAGACUUAAUGUUCUACUUGCCACUAUUCUGCCCCUGUUAAUCUGUGUCCUAGCUUUACUGCCAUGUAUAACUAAAAGGAUAAAGAAGAGGGUGUUUCCUAUAGUACCUGAUCCAAAACAUAAAUUCACUGGACUCUUCGAAGACCACAGUGGGAAUUUCCAGCAAUGGGUGAUAAAGGGAAAUGAUGACCUUCUAGCUAUACAUACUGAUGCCUUAGAAGAAGAAGAAAAAGAAGAAGUAAAAGAGCUAAUUGUGGAAAAAUGGGAGACUGAAGAUGAUGUUCAACUGAAAGAAAAUGAAACUUGGCAAGAAAAUCCCUAUCCUGAUGAAGAACAAACUGAAAACAUUAGUCAUUCUCAAACUCAAAUGGAGAAUAUCCCUGAUAUUUUCUUGGCAAAUUUAACAUUUCCUAUGAAUGAUAGCAUGUAUAUAAUGCUUUGACUUGCAUUAUGAAAAUGUUUUGAUAUUUUUUUACAGAGAAAAAGUGCAUUGUUAUAGAUGUUGCCUUUUUGUGGUAAACAGGGAGGAUAAACAAGUUUCUAUACCAAGCCAAAUGAAGCAGCUUUAUAUUCACAGAUGACCUAUCUUGUCUGGGUUUCAGGCAAGCAAAAGAUGGAGCUGUCUACUUUAAUCUGUUACAAAGUGCAUGUGAUAACAAGGAUGAACUGUAAAUGCCAUUCACUUUGUCUACUCUUCAUCUGGGAAACUGGGAAAGACUCCCAUCAAUACAAAAUAUAAUGUAGUAAGACACUGUUCCAGCCGUUAGUGCUGACUUGUGGGCAGUAGGGCAAAAGAGUUAUGAAAAUGACAACAUCAGCAGCAUAAAAUAUGUUUAAACAAAUACGGGGAAUGUGAUAAAAGUCACAAAGAGCAAGACAAUUCGCACCAAUAAGAAUAAAAAUCCACAUCUCGCAAUGUAAUAUUGUUCCUUAAACUGUUAUUGCUUGCAAAUUUUAAUUACACACUCUUAAGAGGUGCUUGAAAGUGUUGUAAUCAUUUGGAGCAAACAUAACGACUUUUUCAGUAAGAAGUUUUUUUUUACAUUUACUGUGCAUUGGCACAAACUAUAAAA